Molecule: messenger RNA, 4315 nt
Organism: Ooceraea biroi (clonal raider ant)
Lineage: Eukaryota; Metazoa; Arthropoda; Insecta; Hymenoptera; Formicidae
Product: lachesin
Biological process (GO): homophilic cell-cell adhesion
Cellular component (GO): plasma membrane
Molecular function (GO): protein binding
Source: RefSeq, a predicted model, not a curated record
ACGGUCUUAAAUAUAAGAUCCGACUAUGAAUACCGGCCAUAGUCGUUUAUAUCUCGUUCACAUUUCGCGCACCUGCAGUUAGGUCGAACAUGGCGGGGCUUGCGCUACUCUUGUACAGUGGUACCGAAUAACCAAGUACGGUACCAAAUGGAAAGGUUAUCUCGGGGAAGUCCCGAAUUUGGGACUCGCAAAUGAACGAGACGAAACUUGGGCCGUAACGACACAAGGGCCAAGCACGAAGCGGUGCAUGCAGUUCGCGUUUACACGCGUUGUACCCAACGCGCCGGCGCUGCGGCUGCGUCGCGCACGGAAACUCGCCGACUGCGCAGCCGGUCCGCGCAAGUCCCCGUAAAAAGCCGGGGGCGCGAUUCCGUCGGUCUUCGGAUACUACGCGCGCUCGCUCGUUCAGUUUGUAUUCGGUAUCCAACUCGAUUCGUCUACACCGGUGAAGAGACGGCCGUAUCCCCGCGACUCGAGCCGGGCGGUACACGAUCUCUCGCGAGAUCGACGCGACAUUGCGAGGAGGCGACGAUUCACUUUCGCGAAUCGGUACAGUCGGUUACGGAGAGGCAAGAGGGAGGAGAGUGCUGCGCGUAGUGCCGUCAGUUGUCAAGUGAUUGAAAAAAAAAAGGAACGAAAGCGAGCACCGGACGCGGGAAGAUGCUGCCGCCACGAAUACUCGCUCUACUGGUGAUCCUACUCGCCGUGCAAGGCUGGUGCAAACCGACCAAGAGUACUGAGGACGACGAUUACGAAGAUGAUACUCCGUUGGAAGAGGAAGAUGAAGAGGACGAAGAAGCGUAUCUUGACAAUGUCAACGUCGCCGAGGCACCACCGCAAAUCUUAUCAAUGGCAAAGAGUAUUCGCGUAAAAGCCGGAAGUACCGUUCUGCUACCUUGCCAGGUGAUCCAUGCAGAAAAUUAUGCAAUCACGUGGACGAAGGAUGGCGAAUACCUGUACUUCGGUGGGCAACCGUACAUAUCGGACAAGAGGAUCGUAAACUUGCCGAACAACAGUCUGGUGAUCCACAAUGCAUCGGUCAAUGAUACAUCCAACGAUUACAAGUGCACUGUCCUGGCGGAAAAUAAUUUAGUGAUCACCCAUCGUCUGCUGGUCGAUCCCGCACCAGAGAAAACGCACCAGCAAUCUGUCCCGCAACACUCGCAUAAGGGUAUAAUUCGCGUGAUGCCCUCGAGGCGAGUCGACGUGAUCCAAGGGCACAGUGUCAGACUUGGCUGUGAAACGGACAUCCAGCCGCCUCCUGAGAUCAAGUGGUUUAUCGAGAACAAGAAAGUGAAUAGCUACGAUCCCGAUGUGACCGUGGAUGGCAAUUACCUCACGAUAAGGAAAGUGAGCAGGUCUCACAGUGGUCUGUACCAAUGUCUUGCUGAGGAUGGAUCGAAGCAGCCGGCAAUGGAAGCAAUUGCCGUUGUCGUACAUUACGUGCCCGAGAUAGAAGUGAAGAGGAACAUAGUGCACAGCGGCGCCGGUAUUGAGUCGGAGAUGACGUGCAUCGUGAGCGCUUAUCCGGAAGCUAUAAUAACAUGGUAUAAGGGCGACAAAGAAAUCAUGCAUAAGAAGGGCUCGAUAGUGAUGCAUCACGGUGUGAUGAAGAACAACAAGACCAAGCACGUUCUGAAAGUCUUGCACACCCUGCCGCGGGACUUCGGCGAAUAUAAGUGCCGCGCGCAGAACACAAUUGGCCAAGAUACGAAAUCAAUUAUUCUAACUGGAGCACCCUCACAGCCAAAACUGACCGGCGCCGAGAUGACCAAUGAUGACAUGGCGAUAAUUCUCAAGUGGCGUCUGGAGAGUUACUCGCCGAUCAAUGAAUACAGACUGCAAUAUCGUCGCGCAGGCGAUGACGUGUGGAGUGUCGUUGAGCCCGAAGUGAAAGACGGUAAAGGAAAUCAAUUUACUGUGGAGCAUCCGAUCGGAGAUCUUCAGCCUGGAUCGUACGAGGCGAUUUUCAUGGCCAGAAAUGCAUUCGGAUGGUCUCCGCCGUCGGAGCCGCACAUGUUUACUGGAGAUUCCCCGCCCGAAAUGGCACGGAAAGAGGGAAAUGCAGCAGCUGUCCAAAUUCGGCCUCCCGGAGCCCUUUUAGCGUUGAUCCUAGUCGUUUUAUCUUGUGCCUUCCCAAGUCUGUAACUUACUUAAACUCUGUAAACUAUGUAGGUAAUUUGCUGCAGCCAAAGCAACCACCAGCAAACUUCACGGUGGGUUCAUUAAUAAUGUGGGAGCACUUAGGGGAGGCAGACACAUACGAAUCGUUUAUGCAAACUCUAUCUAGAAAUGCAUUUUGCAAUUUCUUGCAUAUGCCACGUAACGUAGUUUACGUAACGAAUUCUUCUCAAACGGGCAUUGUCACACGUUGUUACAUAUAUACAAUACACGUUACGUGCGACACACGAUAUGUAUAGCAGCUUUUUCUUUUUCUACGUGAAAUUUUUUUAUUCGACGCUUAAUAUAGUCAGCAUUGAUUUAUACGACUCGCCUAGGUGUUCUAUCACGACGUAAGGAAAGAUGAGCAUUUUAACCGUACUCCAUAAAAAUCACGAGUAAUUAUUAAGGGGUAUUGUACUUUAAAACAAUAUACAUAUAUAUAUAUAUAUAAAUAUAUUUAUACAUAUAAAUAUAUCUAUCUCUCUAUACGCACACAUACACGCACGUACAUACGGAUACAUACGGAGACACGGCCACGUGUAUAUGUAUGUACGUGCAAACAUAUUAUAUAGUAUUCACUGUACAUGCGUAGGCUCACAGAGACACAUAAUCAUGUUAUUAUAAUUUAUUUUUGUAUGCUUAAAGACAAUUAUUAGAAUCGCGUGUUCAAUGAUGUCGCUUGGUGCCAUGUGUACACACGGAUCUACUUCUUCCAAAAGAAUAGCGCACGGAAAUGGCAUAUCCGAUCCGUUUUCCACGGUGCAUGCGUGAACUGCGAGGCAUGUACCUAAACUGUGUAACGGCGGAAAACUAAACGUAUGACAAAAAGAUACGUUAUAUAUUAUAUUACGAUAAUACGUCAUGUAUACCGAGUCGACGCAGAGCACGGAGUGUUGGGAGCAAUCAUAUCCACCUAUAUACCUAUCUGCGAUUGUCGUGUAAGAAUUAUACAAGAAUUACGCGUUAACUUUACGUCCUCGAGUAUGUUUGCUCCCAACGAGAAGGCAAAUUUUUUUUAUUUACGUACUACGUUUUUGAAUGCGUGAAUAUGCGAAUGAUUGAUGACGAGUAUGCAUGUGAGAGUGACGUUCUGUAACGUUUUCCAGGAUAGUUUGCUAGCUUGUAGCGCUGAUACGUUGUUAUAUCGAUUUAUAAUUAAUGUUACACGCAGUACUUUUAAACGUAAAACGUCGUACAAAAACAAUUGCCUAUUCUAGAAAUAUGCUUGACAUAGAUACGAAGAGUAGAAUUACAGCUUUGUACGUACACAAGAGAGCCAUAUAUAUUUUGUAAAGUACCCGAAACAUUUAUUUGCACGAUAGAGUACACCUGUAUGUGUAACUUUCAAUAUAUCUUAGGACGAUGUGUAUUUUAUUUUACAUUUUACAUUGUACCGUAACCGUAUUUCUAUACUAUCGCAAACUUAUUUCUGGAAUUGGAUUUUUGUCGAGAAUAAAAUUUUCCUCUAAUGUCAACAAAAGUCUGUAAUCGCUAUUUCAAAAUUGCAAAUACUUGUUGUAGCAAUAGCAUUAAACCAUUAUUUUACACUGUACUUAUUACGUCCAGUAUGUCACGCUAUUUUAAACUUGUCGAUUUCUAAUGCACAAUUCCGCAGAGUUUCAAAAUGUACGUGAGCGAAAAUGGUUAAAAUGUUAUAGGAAACAUGCAAUUGAGCAGACCUCUAGGAAACUUUUGUUAUCGUUAAUUAAAUAUUAAAAUUUCUCGAAGUUGUGCAUAUUUGACGGACACGAUUGAAAAUUGAGAAUAAUUGAUACAAAGAUUAAGUACAUACAUUUGCAUCUAGAUAAAUAUGUGUAAUACAUUUUAUUCUUUCACGCCAUUUUGUAUCCUAAAUAGCAUCUUUUCAAAUUAAUUGCAGCGUUUUAAAUUUGUGCAAUUAAAAAAAAUUUUUAUGUACAUAAAUGUUUAUCUUAAAAAGUGUUGGCAAUAUAUAUAAAGAAACAUAUUAGAAUGCUUACAAAACAUUAUAUUGAUACGCAACAUACCUGAUGUGCAUAUAAGUGUAGCUUCUACUGUUGCCUUAAUCAAUGUAACAUGUACAAUCAAGAAAAAUGAAAGAUACAUUAAUUCAUAAGAUUAUACUUGCAGAUGAAUAAUAAAUCUAGUACAUCAAUAAAAUGAUAAGCAUUUC